GGGCUAUCGUGGGGUCACGUCGGAUAUUAUUGGCAUACAUUGGGUGGUGACUACACUGAAACCACCACAGUACUGUACGCUCAAGAUUGAGAAUGGAAUGUACCGGUAAUCAAUGAUUUGAUUCCUCGUCAAAUUUGAUAUUUAUAAUCAGUACAUUCCAAAUUGAAUCAUGUUGGCUUUGCGAAUCUCAUCAAACUCGUGCAUCAGAAGAGUCUUGUUGAAUGUGGCCAUGAAAUCUACUGUAAUUCCAUGUGUCCAUGCAGCAAGUUUCAGUGGUGGACUUUCCAACAUUGGACACCAUCUUGGAAUGCUGGCAAGGGAAAUGGUGGAUAAAGCAAAGUGCCCCAAUUUGGAUAUUAUGGUGAAUUCUUCAAAGAAGUUGUGGGAUUUCAAUGACAAAGGAAAUUUGGAUAAAUUUGUGGUUGCUACUGAUAAAGAAAUGGGUGGAAAAAGUGAAGCUGAGUUUAUAAUGAGCAAAAAUAACAAAGCUCUCUUCUGUGGACACUUGACAACUGAGAUACCAAGAGAUGGGGUAACUGAAUAUAGUGGAUAUUGUACUUUGAAAUCAAAACAACUUUAUAAAUCAUUCAACAGAAAACUCCAGAUGGACCUAACACCAUAUAAUGUGGUAAAUAUGAGAGUUCGAGGUGAUGGAAGGUCAUACAUGGUAAAUUUGUUGACAGAGAGCUUUUUCAGUAACAAUAAAGAUGAUAUGUGGAAUUAUUUUCUGUUCACGCGAGGUGGACCAUAUUGGCAAGAACUCACAAUACCAUUUUCAAAGUUUUUCCUGACUCAUCGAGGGCGUAUACAAGACAGACAAGCAUCGGUAGAUUUAGAAAGGGUUAAUGCCAUUGGAUUGACCAUGGCUGAUGCUGUGGACGGAGAUUUUGCUUUGGAAAUUGACUAUAUUGGUGUGUCUUAUGAUUAUACGCACACAGAAGAAUUUGCAUAUGAAAUGUACGAGAGAAAUCCUCAACCAAAACGUAGAUGAUGUGAAACUUACUUUUGAGUGCAAAUAUUAAGUUGGUAAAUUUGAAAUUACGAUGUUAUCAAUAAUUUAGCAUUUGAAGAUGUAGAUAUUUGAAAGUUGCAUAAUAGAGACAAUUGCAGUGUAUUUUUACUAGUUGUAAUUUACAGUAUACAUAUAUGUGUAAAGAUUGUCAUUGCAGCAAACUAGUGUAUGGUACAUUUUUAUUUGUGGAGAACGUCACUUUUCUAAAGUAAUCUAUUACUCUGAUAAUUGGGAUUGUUUUUGAUGUAUCCAUUUCUAAUAAAUAUGCAAUUUUGUUAGCAAUUCAAACUA
Molecule: messenger RNA, 1303 nt
Organism: Saccoglossus kowalevskii
Lineage: Eukaryota; Metazoa; Hemichordata; Enteropneusta; Harrimaniidae
Product: complex I intermediate-associated protein 30, mitochondrial-like
Biological process (GO): mitochondrial electron transport, NADH to ubiquinone; mitochondrial respiratory chain complex I assembly
Cellular component (GO): mitochondrion
Source: RefSeq, a predicted model, not a curated record